CCCUGAUGUGGAGGAAGUAAUUUCGUCCGAAAAAAGAACAACGAACAUGUUUCAUUUACGAAUAUUCCUUUUAAUUUUCUUUAUUUCAGCAUUUUCAGAUUGCCAGAGAACCACAAACAAGAUGUAUGUAGAUUUAACAUCUGUCACAGGUGGUUGCUUUAGGAACUUGAAUGCUACACAUCAAAUUGGAUGUUCUUCUGCACUUGGCGGUAAUGUUGGUGUUCUUCACUACAUUGAGAGUCAUAAGGAUUUGGAAUGGGUUCUCAGUGAUGGGCCCACUGCUCCCUUUGUGGUGCUCAUGCAACCUCUCGAUUUCAACUUAACUACGGUCAUGAAGCUGGUCAACUCGAAGCGAGUGAACGGAAUCCUACUGAUCAACUCGAUGAACUACACUCAGCCCGCCAAGUUUUCAGCCGACCACAGCUGUCCAAACGAUGCCUACGGUCUUUAUCACAACAGCAGUGAAUACAGCAAGUGUCAACAGGUGACCUGGAAUAAGGCCGGUAAUGGAAUAUUCUUUAAAGAUUUCGGAAUAUCUAUGUUCGUGGUUGACAAUGUGACAGACUUGAAUCAUCUUAUCGUUGAGUGUUAUGAAAAAUUUAACAAACCGGUGGACGGCAAGGUGAGGAGCUAUCCCCUCUGUGCCAUUCAGCUCAAGGAGGCAAUGGAUGGAGCAAAGGAUUCAGUGACCUGCAUUCGACGCUCAUCUCUCUACACAAACCUCAACGACCCUAAGAUCCUGUGCGAUUCCCUCGGCGACAAGAAUGUCAUAGCAACCAUUAAAACAGUCAGCACUAAUGUUACCAAUGACUACAGAGAACCAGAUUCUGUUAUUGUUGUCGGAACACAGAUGGAUUCCUUUUCCAUGUUCUUUAACGAAUUCAUGAGUUCCGAUAACACCGUCACGGGGAUCGUCUCCCUUCUCGCCAUUGCUGAGGCUCUUGGGAAGGUCCGUACUGAAAUUAGCAAUGACCCCAAAGCCAAGGACAUAAUGUUUGCGUUUUUUCAAGGCGAAUCCUGGGACUAUAUUGGUUCAAGUCGCAUGCUCUACGAGAUGGAGAAAGGCCGAUUUCCCAGCAAGUUAAAGGACGGCAUCAGAAUGCUGAAGCUGAUCAACAUAACUCACGUGUCGCACUUCGUCGAACUCCGUCAACUAGGCCUGCGUGAUGAAGGGAAGCUGUGGAUACACUCAGAUCCACUCAGUCGACGAACUGGCAAAAUUGACACUGAGAUUGGAAAAAUGAUUAGCAUAUUAAAAGAGGCCGGCUCUGCCGCGAGUGUUGCUAUUAACGAUACCGGCAAGACUCAGCCGCUGCCACCAGCUUCUGUUCAGCGUUUCCUGAUGAAGCGUGCUCUGCCGGCCAUAGUAGUGACUGACCACAAAAAAGCGUACACCAACCAGUAUUUUAACAGCCGACUCGACCUACCGCAGUUUAUUAACGCCUCAUCCGACCACUACGACAACGUCACUGAGCAGUCUGAGGAGCUAACGAAGUUGUCAACGGCCAUAGCCAGGAUGUUGUACAAGUUGUCGACGGGAAAGGACGCCUCCGACAGCCUUUCUGUCGACCCUAUGACUGUUGCUCAUCUGUUGUUUUGCUUCCAACAUCCUCCACAUUGUGAACUGUUUAAUCAGAGCGUCGAUGAAAUAGAUCUAAAAGUCCUACAAGAAAUUGACCGUCCGUUUCCAUUUUACGUGUCGGUUGCGAAGAACACGAAUCACAUCACCUAUCUGACUCAGAAACUGCUCGCCCAGUACAUCGGAGACAAAGUUCCUGACAAAACUAAGGAUACCUGCAAAGUUGAUGACAAUGACAAGAAUGAGACUUGCACAUAUUUAUGGAUGCAAGGAUCUCUGAAUGGCACAAAGCGUGAAGGAUGGUGUAUACGUUCAACGGCCCAGUUAUCGGACGCAGAAUCUCCAGUUUUUCUCAGUGAGAUGUCCGACUAUGACUGGAAUUCGGGGGUCUACUCCACGUGGACCGAGAGCACGUGGACAUCGUUUGAAGUGAGAAUGUUUCUCAUUCCCAGCGAGCAGUUCAAGACAACUGUUCUAUCACUGGGCGUGAUCAUCACACUGUGUUCAUUUCUACUCGUCUAUUUCAUCAACAAGAAUUCCAAUAUUUUAUUUCUUCAGUGCGGAUCGCCACGAUACUAUACCUACUAGACCUGUGUUCCAACAUGACUGUCAGUGUCAAGAGUUAUCUCCCUUUGAAGAAGUCUCAUUUUUUGUUUUUAGGCUGUGAUCACAUAACCUAUCAUCAUUGGAACAUUUAUUUUACAUCAUAUCAAGUGCAGAAGACAAUGACCAUUCUAGUGAAAUCAGGGAUGUUCCAUAUUAUUACAAGGGGUGGAAGGUGGUGGUGUUAGAGUACCAUGUACCCACUCUCCCCAUGUAGUUACAGAUGUAAACUUGGAAAGACAAAACAAAUACAAAUUAGAUGCAAUAUCAGGCACCGCGGAAGCAAGUAGACAUUGUGGGGGGGGGGGGGCUGACUGAGAUCAAGGGCGCAUGGCAAAGUUUCUAGGGGGUUUGGGGGUAUGUGCCUUUGUAAAAUGUUGAAAACUAGAUGUCCUGAAAUGCACUUUCCUGCAUUCCACAAGUAAAAUUCAUCUCUGCCUUAAGAUUUACUACCAAUAAAAAAAAAAAUCAGAAUUAUUGAGGGGGUUAGAGCCCCACCCACCUCUGCUCCGCGGUACCUGAUAUUUUUUGCAUAUCCAAAUGUGUUUUUUCAUCUACACUCAUGUACACUGUACAUGUAUGUCUUGUUUGUUUUUACUGCAAUUAUUAAAUGAUCGGCCCUUGAAAACCAGAUCAUUUUGUGAAGGCAGUUUAGUACAGAUAAUAACAAGUAAAUACUCAAUAAUUAUAAUCACAGAUGAAUCUCACGACAUCUUUUUGAGAGAGCAAUGCUGUUGGCCGUCAUGAAUUUCAAGGACCUAAUGAUUGUUCCUUUUAUCAGUUCAUGAAUUUUUUUUUUUAAAGAUUUCAUUGUUGUUUCGUUGUUUGCUUUGCCUUUCUAGUUUGUACAGUGUUACUUGUUAAUGCUUUUUGCAAAUUUUAACUUUUAUUAGAUCAAACAUUGCUGUCACGUUGUAUGUACAAUGUAUAAUCACACAGUUAUUAGUUACUGUCAGAGGUGGGAUCUAGCUAAGUCAAUAGAGCACUCACCUGAGGUGCUUUUUUCUCAUUGUGAAACAUGGUUAGUCCCUGCCCCCCCCCCCCCCUCCCCCCCCCCCCAAGGUGAUUUACUCUGCAACAGCCCUAAUAAUGACCUCUGACCUACAUGCAUGUCUUUGCAUCCUGAAGCACAUUGUGGAGGGGGGAGACUUGAAGUCACGGACCCUAGUUUUUAAACACUGGUGUAUUCCCCCCCCCCCCCCCCCCAAUUAAAAUAUUUAAGUGCUUAUUUUUUCUUUCAAGUUCUUUUUUUUCAUUGGGAUGCCCUUUUGACAUGGCAAUUCGUGUGCCCUUUCCCUGUAGCCCCCCCCCCCUAUAUAUUUUCUGGAUUUGCCCCUGAUCAUAUAUACUAGUAUAUACUCAUGGAAUAAAGUUCCUGUGCAUCAUUAAAAUUUCAGUGAGACUUAUAUUUUUUUUUUUAAUUAAUAUUGUGUUUUACAUAGAUGUACUAUUUUUCUGUUAAAAUUACAGUGAUUCUCGCCCGUCUUCUGAACCAGAAGUACGGUCUACACAAUACUUGGUGUGACGAUGUAACAGAACAACGUUUUGAUGUACACACUGGGUUCUAAAUGAUUCCGUAGUUCUUCCACUGAUUGGCUUUAACUCAGGGAUGUAUUGGGAUGUUAAACUUUUCAUUUCCAAAAGAUUCCAUACGUGUACCCACUUGAUAUUAACGAGUUGUAAACAUGCUGUUAGGUGUCGACUCUCUAAACAUGGAAGAUCCCUAUUAUCUAUAAACUGUCGAAAACAUCUUCACAGAUACUGCAUAGUGUUCUGAUGAACACCAAAAUGACUAGCAACAAUGUUUGUGCCAUUCUAACCUCAGUCAUACCCAUCGCUCGAAGAAGUUCAUUUUCUUGGAGGCAUGGCAUCACACUGACAACGAUCAGAUACCAACAAAAGUAUUGUUUUCUGAGUGAUGACAAUCCAUACAAUAGUUUUAGAGUCCAGUGAUAAGAAAAAUGAUGUCAAACAGGAGCAUGUGACCUAGAAUGCUAGUAAUGCAACUUGUGAUCACAAAGCAUGAAUAGUUUGUGCAAUGGACAGGACACUGCUGGAAUAUCGAAGGGAGUGGUUACACGUUCAUUUACUUACAUUUUUAUGACCAUAUGUCAAAUAAAUUAAUUUCUAUAUGCAAUAAUUUGUUGCACAGGAACUUUUUUCCGCGAGUAUGUAUAUAUUAAUUGACACAAGAACUCUUUUAAAUGUGUUCUCUUGAAAUUAUAAAAUGGCAAUAUCACAAUGUUCUUCUAUUUGAUAUCAUCACUUAAAACAACAUUCUGUUAUUAUUAUAUAUUAUUUUUCACCUGGCAUUUGUCACUGUUUUUAUUUUAAAUUUUUAUAAUUUAAUGAAUAAAUAUAUAACAUAUAUAUAUAACAUAUAUAUAUUUUGUAUGGAAAUAUGUAUUUAUAUAUUUGUACAGUCUGCUUAAUUGUAGUCAGCUGUAUAUAGUGUACAUAUAAUGUAUUGGUUGUACAUAAUUUGGUUGGUCUGUAAUGUGUGAAUUUAUAUCGGAUUCUUAUUUAAUUUGAACAUUUAAUGAUCUCAAUGCGUACGACUUGAAACAGUUCAGAGAAUUUAACAUCAUGCUGAGUUUGAGCUAGCAUGCAUGAGCCGAUAUUUUCUAAUUUAAUUUUCAGUUGCAUGGUGACCCUCAUUAGGGUGUGGUAGCUUGAAGAAGCCAGGUUAUCCGAGCCAGUUGCCAUGGGGAUCAAGACUAAAGAAGGGGCCCAAUUUACCAAUAUUGUAUAAAACGUCUUUGGUAGAGAAAAUUACCAUGUACAAUGAACAAUAAAAUAAUAAUUUGAGGAUUUGUUAUUCUUUCUACCCCUUCAUCUAUAUUAAGUCGAGGUUAAAAGUUUUAAUGUCCAUUCAAAACAAGCUGUUAUAGCGCACGCCUGUCCUGGGCACAGGUUCUGACCACUGCCAGUUCAUACAUGUAGGACAGAAGCUUAAAUUUACUUAUUCCUUUUAAAUAGGACUGGUUUUGUACAUCAUACUGGCAGUCUUCAUUGGUUAAUAUGCCAGGAACUUGACACACAAAUCUAACUAAUGAUUAGGUGUCUCAAAAUGUGUUCCGGUAUAUAUAUAUAUAUUUUGUAAACUAGGAGGGUAGGUGAGGGAGAGAAAUGCAUGUGUAUAAAUCUUACAUCAUUCAGACCCACCUUCCUGUUGUGAAAUUUCCACACAAGUAUUUUUCGUUGCCGAAAUUUACAUGUUCCAAAUGUGUGUUAACAUGCAUAUUUGAGUAUGUUUUAAAGGUUAUGUAUUCUAGUAUAAUGGGAAAGACGAAAAAAAAAUUGUACCCCCUACCCCCAUUCAAUCUGUUUCGAGUCCACUAAAAUUAGACUUGUCAUACCACAUUAUGACACAAACUACAUUCCAUACUGAAUUUUCAGAAAUACUCAUGUAUCAUUUGGUGCAGAAUGAUUCGUUUUGUAAUUGUUGAUGUGUAUAGUACAUUGCUUUGUAAAAAUAAAACAAAUCAAUAAAAAUGUAUAUAAUUA
Molecule: messenger RNA, 5689 nt
Organism: Gigantopelta aegis
Lineage: Eukaryota; Metazoa; Mollusca; Gastropoda; Neomphalida; Peltospiridae
Product: nicastrin-like
Exons: 15
Coding region: 47-2167 (706 amino acids)
Biological process (GO): Notch receptor processing; protein processing
Cellular component (GO): membrane
Source: RefSeq, a predicted model, not a curated record